AUGGGGAAUACCAUCUCAUACGACCAGAAGCCCUUUGAUUUGAGUCUCGGCGAUAAGGGAACAAUUCGAGGACUCCAAUUUGACGAAAAGUCUCGUCGAUAUGCCGGCAUCCCAUAUGCGCUUCCACCAACUGGCGAGUAUCGCUGGCGCAAGCCGAGGCGACUUCCGCCAAAUUACACCUACGGAGAUGGAGGGAGUAACCCGUUCGAUGCCACCGUCUUCAAAGCAGUCUGCCCCCAGAACGCAUUCCAUGUCGGAGAAAAUGAAGACCCAUCCGGAGUAUACAGCGAGGACUGCCUCUUCGUCAACGUUUGGACCCCGGUGGGCAACGAAAACGGGAAGCCAUGGCCUGUCAUGCUGUGGUUACAUGGGGGGUGGUUUCAAAUGGGCAAUCCAUCGCAAGAAUCCGACAUGGAUCCGACCGAACUGAUCUCGACCGGUGGCCUAAAUGCCGUCGUCGUGGCUAUAGGUUAUCGAUUGAACGUCUUUGGCUUUCUUGCCGGGCAGGAUUUAGUUGAGGAAAGUAGAGGAGAUUCGGGAGGAAAUUUUGGGCUUUGGGACCAGCGGAUGGCUGCCGAAUGGGUCAAGGAAAAUAUCUCCUGGUUUGGGGGCGACCCGAAUAAUAUCACCCUUGCUGGUCGGAGCGCUGGAGCAUACAGCGUUGAAGCUCAAAUGUGUUACGACUUCCGCAAGCCGGGCCCUAAAACUUCCUUGUUCCGACGCGUGUUUAUGGAUUCGAAUGCGAUACCUGCACAGCCGAAAUCCUUGCGAGAUGCUCAGGUUCAGUUUGACGAACUAUGCAAGCAUUUCAAGAUUGAACCCAGUUGGUCUGCGGAGAAGAAAUUUGAAUUUCUGCGGAAGCUCAGUGUUGAAGAUCUUAUGGAAGCCAUUCCCCGGCUGGAGCAUCACACUUUCCGUCCGGUCACCGAUGACCUUUUUAUCUACCCGGGAAUGAUGGAAUAUCUUCAAACCAAAAUUUUCGCAGAUGAAUUCAAGGCCAGGGGGUACAAAAUUCUCAUUGGCGAGGUUGCCAAUGAAGAGACUUUAUACUCUACUUACAACAGUCCGACGGAACCCACCCUCGAAGCAUUGAAGAUUCAGGUCAUGAACUACUACGCCCCAGAAGUCACGGAGAGGGCAAUCGAUUGCUACCCGCUGCCAGCUUCUAAAGACUUGGCUCUUUGGAAAAAUCUUUUCGGCAACAUUAUCUCCGACGGCCAGGUCCGGGCGCCGUCCAGGGCACUGGUGAAGCAUCUGGAAGCGAAUGGUGCUAAUAUCCGUGAUAUAUGGCGCUAUCAAAUCGCCUACCGAUUGUCAUUUAUUGACGAAGCUGUAGCACCAAUGUCGUUUGGGGUUGCGCACGCAAUGGACAAACCGUUUUGGAAUUUCUCGAUCCAACUUGGGCCGACGCCUGAAGAGAAAACAUUGAUGAAAGACUGGAUUCAGAUUCUAGUUGCCUUCGUCAACAAUGAUGAGUCGUACGACUACGGUACCAAUACCGUGCAAGAGAUAAAGGUGGCCACCCCACAAGGCAGGAUCGAGAUACAGCUGGAUGAGCGUUGGGACGAGCUCACUAAGAUUGGCGAAAUACUUAGUGGCGAUAAGCAAUAG
This is a messenger RNA of Scedosporium apiospermum, 1611 nucleotides long. RefSeq lists its product as uncharacterized. The record is from RefSeq and is a predicted model, not a curated record. NCBI's taxonomy places the organism in Eukaryota, Fungi, Ascomycota, Sordariomycetes, Microascales, Microascaceae. The transcript is spliced from 3 exons. Bases 1 to 1611 code for a protein of 536 amino acids.